This is a messenger RNA of Neltuma alba, 2251 nucleotides long. RefSeq names its product ACT domain-containing protein ACR4. The transcript has 8 exons. The record is from RefSeq and is a predicted model, not a curated record. The coding region runs from base 382 to 1752 and encodes 456 amino acids. Lineage: Eukaryota; Viridiplantae; Streptophyta; Magnoliopsida; Fabales; Fabaceae.
AGGAACGCCACCAAGAAGAGCAAAACACGAGAGAGAAAGAGAAAGAGGGACAGUGACAGAGAAGGGAAGAGAAGGGAUUGGGUUGUUUUUCAGUUUUAGAUCAGCUCCUUUUAGGCAAAAAGAAUUGGUAUUAUUUUAUAAAUAUUAUAAUUGUUUAUUAUAAAUUAUUUCUUUCCCAAGUUGGAAGAGAAGAUCAAGGAGAGGGGCGUGGGGUGUGUGCCUCUGUGAGAUCUCUGUGGCUGUGUUUAUAAAUAUACAUAUACUAUUGCUUCUUGGCUAAUAUACUAGCACCGAGAAGGUCUAUUCCCUUCCCUCUUUCUUCUUCCUUUGGGAAACGAAGAAAAUUUUGGUUUAGCAGAUCAAGAAUCCACAGGAACUCCAAUGGCUUUUAUGUCCGAGGUCAACACAAGCUUCUCUCACUAUAUGGAUGAUGAAUAUGAAAAACUCUUCAGAAGAAUGAACCCUCCCAGGGUUGUAAUUGAUAAUGAAGCUAGCAAGAAUGCUACUGUUAUACGGGUUGAUAGUGCAAACAAGCAGGGAAUACUUCUUGAAGUCGUACAAGUCCUCACUGAUCUAAAUCUUAUUAUAACUAAGGCUUACAUAUCUUCUGAUGGCGGAUGGUUUAUGGAUGUUUUUAAUGUCACUGACCAACAUGGAAAUAAGGUCACAGAUGAAGCUAUUCUGGAUUAUAUUCGAAAGUCUCUUGGGCCUGAAUCAUGCUUUCCAACCAUGAGAUCUGUUGGAGUCAAGCAAUCCAUGGAGUACACUACAAUUGAGCUAAUGGGAACUGAUAGGCCGGGAUUGCUGUCAGAAAUGAGCGCGGUUCUGACUGACCAUAAAUGCAAUAUAGUGAGUGCAGAAAUCUGGACACAUAACACCAGAGCGGCAGCUGUUAUGCAUGUAAAUGAUGAGGAGACCGGUUCUGCCAUUAAUGAUCCAGAGAAGCUAACCUUGGUGAAGGAGCUUCUCUGCAAUGUGCUUUGUGGUGGAAACAGGAACAGAGGAGCUAAGACUGAAGUCGCUGAUGAAGUUACCCAUACUGAGCGAAGGCUUCACCAGAUGAUGUUUGCUGAUAGGGACUAUGAGCGGGCGGAUGAUCACAACAAUAACAACAACACUGGAUUUGACGAAAAGCAAAGACCAAAUGUUAAUGUUGUUCAUUGGAGUGACAAAGAUUAUUCUGUAGUUACUAUCCGAUCCAAGGAUAGGCCGAAGCUUCUCUUCGACACAGUUUGUACUUUGACAGACAUGCAGUAUGUGGUUUUCCAUGCUAAUAUAGAUGCUGAGAGGCCAGAAGCAUAUCAGGAGUACUACAUCAGGCAUAUAGAUGGGUCCCCUGUGAAAUCAGAUGCAGAAAGGCAAAGAGUUAUGCAGUGUCUUGAAGCUGCGAUUGUGAGACGAGCAUCUGAGGACUUGAAGCUGGAGCUCUGCACCGACGAUAGAGUUGGUUUACUAUCCGAUGUAACUCGUAUCUUCCGCGAGAACAGCCUCACAGUUACGAGAGCAGAAGUGACCACGAAAGGAGGCAAAGCAGUAAAUACCUUCUAUGUUCGUGGAACCUCAGGAUGUCCCGUCGAUUCCAAGACCAUAGAAUCUAUUCGUCAAACCAUAGGAGACAGCAUCCUUAAAGUUAAGGGCAUCCCUUCUGAGCCAAAGCCGCCUGUUCAAGAUUCCCCUACAAGGUUCCUCUUUAGUGGCCUCUUCAAGUCCAAGUCCUUUGCUAACUUUGGUUUGGUCAAGUCUUACUCUUGAAGAGGCAUUCUCAAGUAGGCAGUGCCUAUGUAACACCACAUGCGAUUCAACAAGGCCCCGUGGUUCAGAAGCCGAACACAUUUGUGUCGCCAAACUUACUGGGAUCGAUCGGAUCCGAUUGGAUCAGCUGUGGAAUUACGCGUUAGGGACAGUCUGCUCAUAGAAAGAUCAUUUCCUAAGUAACUGGUUCUAUCCAUGGUCUUGUACAGUGAAAGCCUGAAGAUGUGCAAAAACUGAGUCAGAGGAACCUUAGAGGAAAUGUAACAUGUAGUUUUAGAGGGGGAGGAAAAUAUGGGAAUAUCAGACAAGGGGAUGAAGCUUGUUGGGGAGAGGGAAUGCCUUGUAAAUUGGUUUCCAUGGUCAAUGUGGGACCCAGGAGUUUGGGGUGGUGAGAAAAUUCAAAGCUGUGUUUCAGGGGUAAUACAGUAUUUGUACAUAUAUCAGUUCAUCGUCUGCUGCUAUUAUCAUCAUUUCAUUUCACUAUUUUUUGUGUUGGUCA